AUGUUACACUAGAUUUUUCUUAAUGAACUUUUCCUAAUGAAGACAAAACAAUUGACUAGAUGAUUUAUCAACAGAGAAUUUUUUUGACGACAUUCCACUAUCUGCCCAAAAUUAAGUAACACAUUUUACAAUCAGGUUAUUUAAAACACAAGAUAUGGAACAAAACAUAAGUCCUUCUACAAUAACAGUUGGCUUGUCUAAUGCUUCAGGAAAUACAGGUUCUUAUUUGAGACGCCUUGUUACAAAGUCACCAUUAGAGGCAAUGGCACAAAGAUUUGGUCAUGUAGUUCGUGAAUUUCAGAUCAAUUUACCAUCUCAGAUAAACAACAGAUAUGAUAAUUUACAAUGUUCUGAUGAUUUAACCACCUUCCCAGUUAAUCCUAGAACUACUUCCUCUUUGUCACUAAUGUAUCCAUAUUUCACCCCCAUCCCUCCACUCCACUACUUUAAUGCUGUAACUACUACUACUACCACCACAUUAACAUCGAUAGCAACCACUACUAUUAUCAGUAACAUUUCGCCUGAUAGUAGUCCUCACAGUGUUUCUAAACUUCCUCUUCUACUAUCGAAACCAUCGUUUGAUUAUUUCCACUCAAAAUUAUGUGAAACAGGUUCAAUAUCAGAAAAUCUGUCUAAGAUUACGUCAUUUAGUGCGUUAAAACAAAGUUGUAGUCGAGACUUGCAUAAAAUGAAUGACACUGAUACUAUGACUGAAGAUUGCAGUGAUCCUUUUAUGUCAUCAGAUGUUUGUUCAUUAAACUCAGUACAACAUUCUCAUGAAAAAGAAAACUUUCGAAAUCCAUUAUGCGUAAGAUCAAGCCAUUUAAAUAGUUUACAAGAAAAUCAGUUUAACGAAACAAAUGAAUAUGAACUUAACUCAUUUGUAAACGAAGCUACAACUUACGGUUUGAACUUAUCAUUUCAAAAUGAUAAAAUGACUAAGCAUGAGAGAUCAUACCAUAAUUUUGAAAACUGUCGUCAUGGUUUCUUGAAUGGAACUAAUCACUGUGAUAUGUCAAAUUCAAAUAACUUAUCAAUAUUUGAAUGUAAAAACUAUUCAUAUCCCAACAAUUUGAUAAAUUCGAAUCUCUGCCUUUCUAAAUGUGAUCAUACUGUGGCAUAUUCAUCAUCAAUGUUCAAUAAUUCUUCAGAAACAUAUACUUGCUCAAAUCAUUCUGUAAAAUAUCCAGCUUCACCAUCAAAUAUUUAUUUAAACAAAUCAAUACCAAUGUUUUGGUCAAAUGAUUGCAAUAACCCAAAUGUGAAACCACCAUUUUCUUACAUUACACUGAUUGUUUCAGCAAUGAAUUCAAAAUUAUCAAAAAAGAUUACAUUGAAUGAAAUUUAUGCAUGGAUUAUGCAUACAUUUGCUUAUUAUCGUAAAAAUACAAGAAGAUGGCAAAAUUCCAUAAGACAUGCAUUAUCAUUUAAUGAUUGCUUUAUUAAAGUGCCCCGUCCAUCUGGUGAAGCUGGUAAAGGUUCUUAUUGGACAGUGCAUCCAUUAGCCAUAGACAUGUUUGAUAAUGGUUCAUCAAUGCGUCGUAAUCGUAAAUUUAUUGAUGAGAAUCGUUAUCGUCAUAAUCAUAAUCAUGCAACUAUACAUAUGAAUGGAAAAAAGUAUACAUCUAUUAAAAAUUACGGAGUUAAUUUAUUAAGUCAUCCUCCUCAUUAUCAUCAUCAAUCACGAGUAAAUAUGAAUAAAAGUGACAAUGUACAAUGGUCAAUCAUGAUUAAAAAUAAUAAUAAUAAUAAUAAUAAUAAUAAUAAUAAUAACAGUAAUGUACAAGAUUCUAUUUCAACUCAUUCAAAUUCAUGUGAUAAAUAUCAUCAGAAUGACGAUGAUGAUGACGGUGAUAAUAUUGACGGUUAUAUGGAUAAGUUUACUAGAAAAGUGAAAGAAUCCACUGUAUACAACAACAAUGAUGAUAACAUAAACAGUAAGAAUCAUAAUUAUAAAUGUAACUCCAAAGAUGAUCAUAUAAAAACAAUAACAAUGUUGAAUCCAAUAAAAUCUCCUUCUACUAAUACUACUACUACUACUACAGAGAAAUCAUGGAAAACUUUAUCCAUACCGUCAGAUACAUUAAACUGUUUAAAUGAUUACAUUCAUCAUAUUUAUGAUAGUAAUAGUAAUACUAACAAUAAUAAUAACAGCAAUCAUAAAAAUUCCCAAUAUAUUCCUUUUCCUCCUCCUCCCUCUCAUCAUCAUCAUCAGAAGAAGAAGAAUUUAAAUUUUGACGCGGGUACAUUCCAUUACAAUUAUUCCGUUAACGAUUACAAAUGUGAAAUGAUUUUGUCAUCACCGUCUUCCUCUUCCUCUUCCCCUUCUUUGUCAUCAUCGUUGGCAUUUUCUCCCCCGUCCAUUGCUAUCUCUACUCUCUGUUCUACAUCAAAUUCAUCAGGGUUAAUUUGUGACCCAGAUCAAUAUCAUCAUGAUAUUCAAUCACACAAUACAUUAGAUUGUCAAUAUAUUAAUCAUUAUAAAAAUCAAUCAAAUCCUUGUUUAACUUUAUUAAACAAUUCUUAUCAGAAAUCAAUUAAUUCCUUACAGAAUCUGAUCAAUUCAGAAAGUAUCGAUAACAUAACUAGAAAUAAUAAUAAUAAUAAUGAUAAUAACUGGAGUACAAUUAAUGUCAAUAAUGAGAAUAGUAUCGGCACAUAUGACAAUACCAAUUACGAUGACAUUGAAGGUAAUAUAACUGAUUCGACGGUUGAUGAUAAUAAAUUAUUAUCACGAAAUACAAUUAAUUGGUAUAAAGAAUUUUCUCUGAAUCAAAUAUUUUAAUGUAUUUAUUACUUAAAUAAUAAAUUAAAGUUCUAUUAAAAUAAUAAACUUACGAUCAUUUACUUGAAAAAAAAACAUAUUUGUGUCUUAUGGAUUCAAACCUAGUAACUUUCUUUUAAAAUGUUGAUGGUUUAUCUACUUAGCUAAGUGGUCAGGAUUAUCAUUUGAUCAAUGUGACCUAAGAUAUUACGAACUUGUAACUACAACUUAUGACGUAAUGGCUAAAUCGAGACAAUCAGCUCAGGAUGCAUAUAUGACAUCAAUAACUGAUCAAUCACAAUCCUAAUUAU
This is a messenger RNA of Schistosoma rodhaini, 3075 nucleotides long. The record is from the annotation of a GenBank genome assembly. NCBI's taxonomy places the organism in Eukaryota, Metazoa, Platyhelminthes, Trematoda, Strigeidida, Schistosomatidae.